This is a messenger RNA of Suillus subalutaceus, 744 nucleotides long. RefSeq lists its product as uncharacterized. The record is from RefSeq and is a predicted model, not a curated record. The transcript has 2 exons. Bases 1 to 744 code for a protein of 247 amino acids. Gene Ontology annotation, cellular component: nucleus. Gene Ontology annotation, biological process: cellular response to starvation; regulation of DNA-templated transcription. Lineage: Eukaryota; Fungi; Basidiomycota; Agaricomycetes; Boletales; Suillaceae. Gene Ontology annotation, molecular function: DNA-binding transcription factor activity, RNA polymerase II-specific; RNA polymerase II transcription regulatory region sequence-specific DNA binding; zinc ion binding.
AUGACCGUCCAUCCCGUUAAUGGCUAUUCUAGCAUGCCCAUGCAUAUGUAUCCUUUCCCACCCGGCCUAGUUGCCACACAACCUCUUCGCUCCAAGCGCAGGCAAGUCAAGAACGCUUGCACAAACUGUCAGAAGGCAUGCAAGAAGUGUGACGACGCCCGUCCUUGCCUCCGUUGCGUCAAAUAUGGCAUCGCUGAAGAGUGUGUCGAUUCCCAACGCAAGGAGAGGAAAAAAGGCGUGAAAAGGGGACCCUACAAGAAGCGCGAUGGCAAAGGCACCAAUGCCGACAUUGGCGAUGUGCCCGAGCAACCCAGCAUUCCCGUCACGACGGAAGUGCCAACCCAGUCGGCGUCGCCGCCUUUACAGGCGACGUAUAUGGCGCCCAUUGGGUAUUCCAUGUUCCCGGGUCAAUUUCCCGGGUCACCUACUCCCAAGCCUGGUGAGGCCUCCCCAGCGUACUAUCCCCAGUUCUAUGCAAUUACGCCGGUGCCUCAUCCUGGACAGAAUGGGCAUCCAGGUCAAGACCCAGAACAGGGCUACCCGUCCAUGGCCCAGUAUAUUCCGGCCGCAUUCCUUCCGUAUGCGCCACAGUCGUAUGGGUACAUGUAUCCACACCGCCCUGACGGGAUGCAGAUGAUGAACCCCCAUUACGCUCCGUAUCCCCAGAUGUACGGGAAGCCACCUUCGGCUGGAGGGUCAAGCGACUCUGGGCAUCUCAAUGGGCGGAAUCACGGUGACGACUAA